Messenger RNA from Racocetra persica, 1322 nucleotides. The record is from the annotation of a GenBank genome assembly. Lineage: Eukaryota; Fungi; Glomeromycota; Glomeromycetes; Diversisporales; Gigasporaceae.
AUCAGCUAUUACAUUUGAAUGCGUCUAAUGCGGCGAUACCUAAUGCAUUUCCUAUGACAAUUACUGUCACAGAUCCAUUGAAAGAAUUUGAUGGAACUAAGGAUGCUUUCAUUUCUUAUUUAAUAACGACAAAGACGACCUUGGAUACCUUUACAUCACCUACUGUGAAUGUUCGAAGAAGAUUUCAGGAUUUCGUGUGGUUACAUAGUUCCCUUUCACGGGACUUUGCCGCGUGUGUAGUGCCACCUUUGCCUGAUAGACAUCGAAUGGAAUAUAUAACUGGUGAUCGGUUUGGCCCAGAGUUUGUAGAAAAGCGACGAGCAAGUCUUCAAAGGUUCUUGGCAAGAUUAAGCCGCCAUCCUACUUUGCAAAAGAGUGAAUACUUCAGAAUAUUUUUGGAAUCAAGAGAAUGGAAUAAAGAAUCUUCUUUAUAUAGACAAAGGAAACCAGGAGAUGGGGUUUUUGAAAAUUUGGGAGAUGCUUUACUCAAUGCAUUUUCUAAACUUAAAAAACCAGAUGAAAAAUUUGUUGAAAUUAAAGAAAGUGUUGACAAGCUUGAAGAAAAUCUGCAAACAAUUGAUAGACUAUAUCAAAGGAUUAUCAAAAGGCAGACUGAUUUAGAGGCAGAUUAUAGAGAAUUCGGUUCAAGUAUAGCAGGAUUAGGUCAAUUAGAAACUGGAAUUACUUUACCUCUUGAACAGUUCGGUGAAACGGUUUCAAAAUUUGCUGACUCGUGGAAACGGAUGGUUUGCCAUUCUUUGAUGGCUACAAGACGUGCAAUCGCGGAACACAUGCCGAGAAGAAAAUGGUUAUUCAGCCCAAAUCCGCGACUAUCUAUCCUAUUGCCAUUGUGUCAAGCUAUCAAUUUAAAUAGUCAUUCUCAUUCACAGAAUGUUUUAAAGUUGCGAGACCAAAAGCAAGUUGAUUUUGAAGAUCUUUCGGAAUACUUGCAAAACGCUAUUAUGGAACGUGACAAUCUUAUCAACACUGGCAAAUCAUCUACCGGUAUAUCUUCCUUUUUACGUGAAACAGUUGAUAAUAUCAAAGGUGUAGAUCAAGAGCAAGCGAAAAGAGAACGCUUGCAGAAGCUUGAUGCAAAAAUUGCAGAGCUCAAGAAAGAAGUUGAGAAUAGCAAUGAUGUUUCUGAUCAAUUUUCCUUAGAAGUUGCUAAAGAAUACGAGAUAUUUCAAAUCGCUAAGAAUAUUGAGAUGAAGGAUUGUUUACUUGCAUAUGCUGACAGCCACGUCGAAUUUUAUCGUCAGGGCGUUGAAUUAUGGGAAGAAAUUAUUCCCGUUUUGGAAGAUAUUAAGUUUCAAGCAUGA